This is a messenger RNA of Aureobasidium uvarum, 1170 nucleotides long. The record is from the annotation of a GenBank genome assembly. NCBI's taxonomy places the organism in Eukaryota, Fungi, Ascomycota, Dothideomycetes, Dothideales, Saccotheciaceae.
AUGCGCAGCUUCAGACCUUUCCUGUCACCAAAUUUACUUGCCAACAGAAACAGACCAAUAUCUCUCAGAAUGUCAACCCCUCAGACAGUAAAAACGCGUAUCCUGAUCAUCAGCGACACACACUCCACACCCCUCGCACCUGCCUCGUCUUCCCAGCCUUUCCGCGAACCUCUUCCCUCGGCAGAUGUCUUGAUCCAUUGUGGUGACCUCACCAUGGAAGGUCUAACUUCCGAGUAUCACAAGACUCUGGAUAUGUUUGCUGCCAUUGAUGCACCGGUGAAGCUCAUCAUUGCGGGGAACCAUGACAGGACGUUGGACAAGACAUGGAUGAAGGAUCAUGAAAGAUUCUUGCGUGGGAAGAAGUGGGAGCAAACAUAUGAGGAGGCUCGGGAGAUGUGGUUUGGCAAGGAAGGGAGGGCGAGGAAAGAGGGAGUGAUGAUGUUGGAGGAGGGGAUCCAUGAGGUCGAGGUGGGGAACGGAGCAGUGUUGAAGGCACACUUGGAAGAAAGUGCUACUCGAAGGGGACUCAUCGAUCUUGCUAUUUCGACAACCAGAAACUAUUGUUAUCUAAUUCCGACACGACUGAUGAUUACCAUCAGCUCUACACAUCACCCUACCAGCCCGAGUNUCUACGACUGGGCAUUCCCAUACGAAAGAUACGAAGACCGCUACAAUCCUGCAUCUCAGACUCUUUCCGACGCCAAAAACAUUGCCGUCAACUCAAUACCCUCCUUCUCCGAUCAAGAGUUGGAUAUCAUCUGUACACAUGGUCCACCUUACAAACGCGGAGACAUCACCGCACAUGGCAAUGUAGGAUGUCCGCAUCUGCUCAAAGCGGUGGCUAGAGCAAAGCCAAUAGUGCACUGUUUCGGGCACAUCCAUGAGGGAUGGGGCGCAGAGACUGUGACAUGGAAUGAUGCCCCAGAAGCCGAAGAGAAGCAAACGAUGGAUCAGUUCAAGGCACAAGGCUACAAAGAGCACAUCAAAGAGGUGGAGAGAGUUGAAGUUGCAGAGAAAGAAGUAAAGAAGCAAAGAGCCGUGUUUGUGAAUGGUCGAACGAUCAGGAGGGGCGAGCAGACGCUUCUGGUAAAUGCAGCGAUUAUGGAUGUUGGGUACAGUCCUGUCAACGCGCCAUUUGUGGUGGACUUGGACUUGCCGAGGAAGAGAUGA